AUGGGAGACACUCAGGAAACAGUCAUUCAACAAGCUGAUGUUGUUCAAGCUGGAAGUGGAACCAGUUUUGACUCCAACAGUCCUCUUUUCCUUCAUGCUUCUGAUGCUCCAGGAAUGACCUUGGUUAUCAACUCUUUUGAUGGAAGAGGAUACCAAGGCUGGAGGAGAUCUGUGCUCAUUGCACUCUCAGCUAAAAACAAGCUGGGAUUUAUCAAUGGAAAAUGUGCUGAACCUGAGGCAACAGCCAAAGACUUCCCUCAGUGGAGCAGAUGUAAUGAUAUGGUUACAUCUUGGCUCCUUAACUCUUUGUCCAAAGAUAUAGCUCAUUCUGUGAUAUAUUCAAGAACAGCAAAGGAUCUAUGGAAAGAUUUGGAACAAAGGUUUGGACAAUCAAAUGGUGCAAAGUUAUAUCAUCUGCAAAAAGAGAUAACAGGAUCAGCUCAAGGGUCUAAUGAUGUUGCAAGCUACUUUACAAAGCUGAAAAGAUUAUGGGAUGAGUUGGAUUCUCUUAACACAGAUAUUGUGUGCAACUGUGUGUGUAUCUGUGAUGGGAAACACAAAAUGAUCAAGUCUGUGGAGGACCAAAGGUUGAUUCAAUUCCUGAUGGGGCUCAAUGAUGGGUAUGCUCAAGCAAGGGGGAACAUUCUCAUGAUAAACCCCUUACCAAGCAUCAACCAUGCAUACUCCCUUUUGCUUCAGGAUGAGAAUCAGAGGGAGGUUUACAUGAAUCCUCAUUAUCCAUCUAAUGGAUCAUCUUUCAUGACAGGAAAUCAGACCAAAGGACAACAAAAAUUUGGAAAUCAGAUACAAAGAUUUGGAAAUCAAACACAAUCACAACAAAGGUAUGGAAACCAGUUUCAAACACAAAGGUUUCAAAAUGGAAAUCAGAGGUUUAAUCCAAACCAAAGGGGAGGAAAAGGGAGGAAGAAGAAGUACAAUCCAAAUGUAACUUGUACUAACUGUUUGAAAACUGGACAUGUCAUGGAUGAUUGCUAUAGGCUCAUAGGAUAUCCAGAUGAUUUUCAAUUCACAAACAACAAAGAGCAGGUCAGUGUCAAAGGAAAUGCAGCAAUCACAGAUGAGGAAUUUGGAAAUAUGAGCAUGGGAAAUGAUGACAAUGAUAUAAAUGGACUGAGUCAACUAAGCAAGGAUCAAGUUUCACAAAUCAUGCAGAUCUUCAAGCAAAGUCAGAAUGGUGUCUCAAGCAGUAACACAACAGAAAUUAAUGCCAACACUGUUGCUGGUACUAUUACUAGAUACUCUGGUUCUUGUUUCUCAGUUUACAAUACUAAGUCAUGGAUAGUUGACUCAGGGGCAUCCGAGCAUAUGUGUUUUAACUCUAACUCUUUUCUUAAUCUCACUCCCCUUCCUGCUCCUUUAAAUAUCAACCUACCCAACUCUUAUAGGAUUCAAGUCACACAUACAGGAAGUGUUCAAGUUCUCCCUAAAAUUAUUUUACAAAAUGUGCUUUUUGUUCCUUCUUUCAGAUAUAACCUUUUAUCUGUCAAUAGAAUCUGUAGACAAUUUCUUUGUUCUCUCAAAUUUGAUAUCACUCAAUGUGUCAUGCAGGACCAUUUAAUGAGGAAGGUACAAGCUUUUGGUGAAGUAAGAGAGGGUCUCUAUGUCCUGGAACCUACUGAUUUUAGGAAUCCUAGUCUAUCACAAAUCAAUGUAGUUAAUUUACAAGAAGGAAAUUAUUCCAGUAGUGGUCAAGUUUCUAAGUCUUUUCCUUUUUCUCGCUAG
Lycium ferocissimum is the source of this 1743-nucleotide messenger RNA. RefSeq lists its product as uncharacterized. Gene Ontology annotation, molecular function: nucleic acid binding; zinc ion binding. The transcript has a single exon. NCBI's taxonomy places the organism in Eukaryota, Viridiplantae, Streptophyta, Magnoliopsida, Solanales, Solanaceae. The record is from RefSeq and is a predicted model, not a curated record. The coding region runs from base 1 to 1743 and encodes 580 amino acids.